AUGGGGUUGCUACGCCUAUGUAUCUGUGUGUCGGGAGUCUACGCCGCCUUCCUCCUCUGGGCGAUAGCGCAGGAACGUCUCUCCCAACCCUUCCCCGCGUCCCCGGCACAUCCCCACACCCCACCUCGUUCAGCACACGGAGACAAGUUCCCCUCCCCCCUCUUCUUCAACUUUUCCCAAGCGCUGGCAAGUGCCUGCGCGAGCGCAACGUACCUCCUCGUCGGGUCGCGGGGAUCACUCGCAAGGGACGGCGUAGUUGGUGUACUGGGGCUACGGCGGUUGUUUGGUGGCGCGGAGGUGUCGGACAAGCCCAAUGCCGUGGCCAGGUCAAACAACGCGAAUGGCAAGGCGAACGGCGCUAACGGGAACACCACGACACACGCCAACGUCAACACCACGAGACCACACGCCAACGGCAACGGCAACACCGCGAGACCAUGGUACCAGACCCUCCCCGGACUGCUUCUUCAAGUAUCCAUGUUCCAAACUACCGCUGGGCCGAUCGGGUUCCACGCGCUCAAGCAUAUUUCUUAUCCCACCAUGGUCCUGGCCAAAUCGUGCAAACUCAUCCCCGUGCUCCUGCUCAAUGUUCUUCUGUACCGCCGGAGGUUUGGAGCGCACAAGUACGCGGUCGUCGUGCUUGUUUCCAUUGGCAUCUCAAUGUUCAUGCUCUUUGGGGGGAAGAAGAAGGGUGGGGGUGGUGACAGCGCUUUUGGAUUGGGGCUGCUGCUCGUCAACCUCCUCAUUGACGGUCUAACCAACUCGACCCAAGACCAGAUCUUCGCCCUCUACCCCUCCUACUCGGGCCAGCAGAUGAUGUUCAUCAUGGCCUUCCUCCAACUAUCCCUCCUCACCCCCGCCAUGCUCCUGCCCCUCCCGUCACGCCCCUCAUCUCUUGUCAACCACAUACCAUUCCUCUCCUCCCUACUCCCCCGCGAGCGCGGCUACUCCCACACCCUCUCCUUCUCUCCCCCCAUCCUCCUCCAGUCGGUCCGCUUCCUCGUCUCGCACCCUACAGCGCUAGCCCCACUCGCCGCCUACGCAGCUCUAGGUGGUCUAGGUCAGUUGUUCAUUUUUGAGACGAUCGCGCACUUUGGCUCCCUCACACUCGUCAUGGUCACCGUAACCCGCAAACUCUUCACCAUGCUCCUCUCGGUCUUCGUGUUCGGCCACAAGCUCACUCCCGGACAAUGGUGUGGUGUAGCAGUAGUGUUUGCAGGCAUCGGCGUCGAGGCAGGGUUCAAGCGCCGUGAGGCGAGCAAGCGCGUACGGAGGGACAAGGCCAAGACGGAGUAG
Molecule: messenger RNA, 1296 nt
Organism: Cutaneotrichosporon cavernicola
Lineage: Eukaryota; Fungi; Basidiomycota; Tremellomycetes; Trichosporonales; Trichosporonaceae
Gene: HUT1
Exons: 5
Coding region: 1-1296 (431 amino acids)
Biological process (GO): UDP-galactose transmembrane transport
Cellular component (GO): Golgi membrane; endoplasmic reticulum membrane
Molecular function (GO): UDP-galactose transmembrane transporter activity; UDP-glucose transmembrane transporter activity
Source: RefSeq, a predicted model, not a curated record